GAAUCCCAAUUCCACUUUCACUUUCCACUUCCUCUUUCUCACAAGCGACACAGAAAAUCUAACGAAUGAGUAUGGGUUGCUUAUUAUGGGUACUGUUGGUAACUGGAAUGACGUUGUUAAGUCGUGGGAAUCAUGUAGUCUGUGGACAAGAUUACCAAGAUGGUGGUGGCGUUUUUGACGCAGCGGCGCCGGAGGCAGUGGCGGCAGCAGCAGCUACAGAAAUGGUGCCGGCAAUGUUCAUAUUUGGAGACUCACUCAUUGACAAUGGAAACAACAACGACUUAGCUUCUUUAGCUAAAGCCAAUUAUUUCCCUUAUGGCAUUGACUUUAAUGGAGGUCCUACAGGCCGAUUCUCUAACGGUUUCACCAUGGUUGAUGCUAUAGCGGAACUACUGGGAUUGCCACUUAUACCAGCCUAUUCGCAAGCUUCGAGUUCAGCAGAUCAAAUGCUUCAUGGUGUCAAUUUCGCAUCUGCUGCAGCUGGAAUUCUCGACAUCACAGGCCGAAAUUUUGUGGGUAGAAUCCCGUUUAAUCAACAGAUAAAGAACUUCGAAAAUAGUUUGGAUCAAAUAAGUGAUGCAUUGGGUAGAGCAAAUCUUGGUCAGGCCCUCUCUCGUUGCAUUUUCUUUGUAGGAAUGGGAAGUAAUGACUAUUUAAACAAUUAUCUCAUGCCCAAUUACCCUACUCGCAAUCAGUACGAUGGCAACCAAUAUGCUGAUCUUUUGUCCGAAGAAUACACUAUUCAACUUCGUCAACUUUACAAUCUUGGAGCUCGGAAGUUUGUUCUAGCGGGGCUAGGGUUGAUGGGUUGUAUUCCUAGCAUCUUAGCGCAAGGUACUACAGGAAGAUGCUCCGAUGAAGUAAAUCAGCUUGUCCUACCUUUCAAUGCAAACAUGAAGACCAUGAUCAACAACCUAAGCGCAAAUCUUCCUGGUUCUAGAUUCGUUUUCAUCGACGUUCAUAACAUGUUCCAAGAUAUUCUAGCAAACGCUAGAUCUUAUGGUUUUCGAGUGGUGAAUAGGGGAUGUUGUGGAAUAGGGAGAAACAGAGGGCAGAUAACAUGUUUACCAUUUCAAACACCAUGUCCGAAUAGGAACGAGUAUGUGUUUUGGGAUGCGUUCCAUCCAACAGAAGCAGUGAAUGUGUUGAUGGGGAGGAAGGCUUUCAGUGGUGGUACUGAUGUUGUUUAUCCCAUCAACAUUCAACAACUGGCGAAUCUCUAGUGUUCAACACAUCUAUGUCCACCUAAUUAACUAUGAAGAAAUCUGUGUUUCUUUGUAUUUUUUCGUGAGAUGGAUGAUCUUUAGGCUAUGAUCAAGAUGUGAUUUAAAUAUAUUCGCCUUCAAUUUAACCUUAUUUAUACUUACAAUGUCGAACCUUAAUUAAUAUACGUUACAAAUUAUUAGUGCG
Lactuca virosa is the source of this 1410-nucleotide messenger RNA. The record is from the annotation of a GenBank genome assembly. Lineage: Eukaryota; Viridiplantae; Streptophyta; Magnoliopsida; Asterales; Asteraceae.